AAGUCCCGGCCGCAGCGGAGUUUAAUCCCAUCGAGUAUCUCUGCAAACACAUACGAUAUUCUGCCCUUGCUGCAAGCGCUGUUUCAGCUUUUCCCUGGCACCUGGCACCGGCCAAUUCUUCGAGACGACGCUUUGAUUCAUUCCCACCCUCGUUUAUAGAGCGCUUCCCGUCAGCUACUCGAUUGUGCGACGCCCGAUUCUCGGCUCCGCGCCGAUUAUGCUCAACAUGUCCAACAUCAUGAGCAACCGCAACAGCACGCCCGAGGCUGGCAGCGUCUCCUCGCUGCGGCCUCCCUCGUCGCGGGCGAUUGGCGCAACCACCCACGGUCUUCGUGCGUCUGCCGACAUGGCUGCCCUGACUGGACAGGCCGCCGCUGGCCGGAUCCGACCGUCUUCCGACUUCUACGGUCAGGUGCAGACGGGCGCUGGUCAGGGAAAUUCGGACAUGGAUGCUCAGGACAAGCUGGCCCAGCAGUGGAUCGCCGAUAUCGACCAGUACGAGACCACUCUCGAAGAGAUGGCUGCCGCCACUCUUGACCAGGACUUCAAGGAUGAGCUGAGCGCCAUCGAGCAGUGGUUCCGGGUUCUUAGCGAGGCUGAGCGGACGGCUGCCCUGUAUGCGCUGCUGCAGCAGACCACACAGGUCCAGAUUCGCUUCUUCAUUCAGGUUCUGCAGCAGAUGGGCAAGAACCACCCCAUGUCGGGCGUUCUGUCGCCCGCAAACUUUGACAAAGACCCCAUGUCAAAUCGGCUCAGCGAUGCAAUGAGCAAGCUGAAUGUGGACUCGGCUCGGAACUCGCUGGCUCGGCCGAACGCCGGUCCGAAUGUGAAGCGCCAGUCUGGCCUGGACUCGUCGACCAUCAACGCUAUGUUUCCCGACGCCGCGGCCGCGAUCGCGACCGAGAAGGCAAAGUUCACACAGCAGACAGGCAACCCGCCCACGUCGGCUAGGAACAGCUUGGUGGAUAACCGGAACUCUCUGGCGGCGCCGACGAUUUCUGCUCCCAAGGAUGACGCCAACGGGCAGAACCCGGUGUCGCCCUGGGGCCCCAACGACGCGUCCCGGCCCAAGUCCUCUUCCGGCGGCCAGGCGCCCAUGGGCCAGUUUGUGCAGCCGCCGCCGUCGGCCGGCGCCUUGCGGUCGCCUCGCCCCCAGCUUACGAGCAACUCGAAUAUCCAAUCGACCACGCUGACGACCGGGGAGCAGUCGCUUGCCGACCUGCCCCUUCUGUCGCCGUAUGGCGCGAGUGGCAACUGGGCCUCGAUGGUCAACACGCCGAUGGUGCCGACCUUCAACCAGCAGCAGACGAACAACGCCGACAUGGUGGCCAAUGCCACGGCAAUGAAGCUGGCGGCUCUCUCGACGGUCAACAACCGGUUCGCUCUGGACGAUGUGCGCAAGUAUCGGCGUGCUCGAUCUAACGACGCCGCCGGCCAGGCCCAGAACGCCCUGUCGCCCGGUGCGCCGGCCAUUCCGGGCGCGAUCAUGGUCAGCGAGCACGGAGUACCGCUCUCGCGGGAGCAGAUGAUGACUCUCCAGCAGCCCCAGAACCUCAGUUUCGCAGCCCACAGGUCCCGACCCAACUCGCCGGGCAUCGCGGUGCAGAACUAUGGUCCGGCGCUGGCCUUUACUUCGCCGCAGAACAACGGCUUUCUGAGCGCUUACGAUGGUGCGCCUUCCCUUAUGAACAAUGGACUGGCUCCGAUGAAUUUGGCCGCAUUUGGUUUGGGCGGCCAUCAUGAAGGGUACCACUCGGACCACUCAGAUAUGGUGCGAGGGCGUUCUCCGCGUGGCCGGAGAGGCACGUCCAAGCCGCCUGAGGAUCCGACAGACCCGACGCUGCUGCAGGACAUCCCGAGCUGGCUGCGGAGCCUGCGCCUGCACAAGUACACGGAGAAUCUCAAGGACAUGAAGUGGACGGAGCUCAUUGAGCUGGACGACAAGCAGCUCGAGGAGCGCGGCGUCAACGCGCUGGGUGCUCGACGCAAGAUGCUCAAGGUCUUUGAGCAGGUCAAGGAGGCCAAGAAGGAAGGAAAGCUGGGCUAGUGCCCUGCGUCCAUUUCCGGAACAACAGCGAGUAUACGGUGAAGCGUUACGGAGCAGAUAGAGGGACGGGGCGUAUAGCGUAUAGGCAAAGCGAGCGCCAUCGCA
Molecule: messenger RNA, 2152 nt
Organism: Thermothielavioides terrestris NRRL 8126
Lineage: Eukaryota; Fungi; Ascomycota; Sordariomycetes; Sordariales; Chaetomiaceae
Exons: 4
Coding region: 227-2047 (606 amino acids)
Biological process (GO): regulation of mRNA stability; nuclear-transcribed mRNA poly(A) tail shortening
Cellular component (GO): P-body
Molecular function (GO): translation repressor activity; mRNA binding; protein binding
Source: RefSeq, a predicted model, not a curated record